Molecule: messenger RNA, 5034 nt
Organism: Paramuricea clavata
Lineage: Eukaryota; Metazoa; Cnidaria; Anthozoa; Malacalcyonacea; Plexauridae
Source: the annotation of a GenBank genome assembly
CACAGGUAGUAUGCCGAAUAUAUUUCGCUGAAGAAAAGCUUGGCAAAGCUUGGCAGGAAAAGCGAAGAAAAGUGUGUGUUUUCAUAAUUUCAUAUUUAUAUUAAUAUAUUUUGUAUUGGAUAAGUGAAUCCGAAUCCCGCCAAAGGCUUAUUUGAUCUCAGGUAUGAAAUAAAAUAUGAAAAUAUACUGAAAAUAUAUGCAUUAUUCUUCUCGUCUUCUUGCAAUGCAUAUGCCUUAUAGUUGCGCCGAGUUUACAACACAUCGCUUCCAUUUAGUUAAAUUUGUUAAAUAGUCCAAAAUCGUUUUACAAUCAAAACGAGUUUUCUCUUGGACCUCUUGCACACCUUGAUAUAAAUUGUCAAAUAUUUGGCUUGAUCAAUUAUGUUAAUCUGACAGCAUAUUCCCUAAAGGCUUCAUUUUUUUCCCAAGUGAAUACGAAUUCAUAUUGUGUGAGUGGAAAGUACUUUCUCUUAUGUAAAUAGCAGUUUAAAUACGAAAAUUUUGAAUUUCUAUUUAUGUGGGAAUAUUGCAAAUUAUACAAGAGAACACCCAAUUUUUUACUGUAAUGAGAUAAGAAGUUAAAACAACAGGUGCAGUGUAAUAUUAUGCAAUUUUGUUGCAUCGCUGGCCUAUUACCAAGCAACUGUACUACUUUUAUUUAAUUGAAAAUUUAUUAUUUAAACAAUACACAAUUUUCUUCAUAACCAGUUAUCGAAAACGAGGUUGGCGUUUGGCAAUGCCGACCUAAAUGCGGACCUAUCAACCUCCCAGGUCGGCAAAUUUUUUGCCGACGUUAAUUCAGCCAAAGUAAGAUUUUUUGGUGCUGAUAGCUGUUAAAAAGUCUGAUUAUAGAAUUUGAUUCGUUGUUCGAUAACUAAACACACUUUGGUGUGAGGUUUAAAAAUUGACAGGUAUUCUAUAAUAAUUUAGGUAACACGAUGGUUUAGAAAAGCUGUCGUGUUACUGUAGUUCGCGUUUCCGUGGAAAAAGGCAUGCUUUAUAUACCGAUUUCAAUGAUUCGCUAACACGUGAUUACUAGUGUUCCAAAACAUGGAAACAGAUUUUAAGAAAUGCCGAGACGUGCCGACUGAGGUCAGAUUUAGGUCGGCAUUUUUUUGCCAAAAAAGUGUUGUAUCUCUUGGUCAUGCUACUUGUGAAGACCUGAGCAUGACUAGCUUAUUAUUUCAUACAAGAAACACUGGAUUCUGAUUGGAUAAUUGUCGCUCGUACAUGCCCAGUAUGGCCGGCCAUUCAGAACAGGCUUUUAGCCAGGACCCUGGAAGGGGGCGUCCAAUUUUGGUAUAAUGACACAUCUACUGUAGGGGGUUGGGAGUCGAAAAAAUGUUCGUCUGGAAAACCUUUGAAGUUUGGGUCUGAGACUCUCAAACAGUAUUAGACGUUUACAAUACUUUACGUCAAUAUCUGUUCAGUCUACUAAAGCUCAUUUGAGAUUUUUCAAAUACCCCUGGCUUUGUGAGAUUUGUGCCGCUGUUCAAACAGGUACACCAUUUAAUGAAUGAUAAUAUUCAAAAUUGAAGCUAUUUCGUUAUAGAUAUAUUAAUAUAUUUUGGGAACUCAUUGAGAAUAAUUUCCCUUUCCCCUGAAUUUGGCCGUCCAAAGGCGUCCAUUUUUUGCUGUAGGCCAUCCCAGGACGCCUGGCGAAAUGCCUGGUUCAGAAUGUUUUGGUCAUAUAAAUUUUGAAUAUUUUGAAUAUCCCAUAUAAAUUUUGAAUUUUUUAUCUAAAAACAAAACGAUUGCAAGUUAAAAAGGAUGUUGAAAAAUGUGAUUUAUUUAUUUAUAACAAAAAGGAGACAAAAUUACAUAGACAUUUUAGGCUUCUUAGCAAUGUUAUUUUAAAUGUUAUUUAUUUAUACAUUAUUUAUUUAUAAUGUUAUUUAUUUAUAACAAUAAGGAGACAAAAUGUCAUAGACAUUUUAGGCUUCUUAUCAGCUGGUGGUGUGCACAGUCGGCAGAAUCAUGCAUUUUGAAAACAUUUAAUAUAUUGAAUAAUGCUCAAUUUAUAUGACAAAAUGUUUCUGGGCCUUGAAUGGCUAUGACACAUUGUACAUACUAAGACUGUCUGCUUAGUUUAUAUUUUGAAAUUUGAUCAAUUCCAUUAUGUUUGUCAUAAAUGAUGAUGUGUUUCAGUGUUUACAACCAUAGGCGUACGGGAGUGGAAAAAAUAGAAACUUGAAAACGACAUUUGCCCGACUUUUGCAUUUUGCCCGACCAAUCAAAUUCCUGCUAAACUUCAGAAACUUUCGAAAAGCUAAACAUUUUUUUCCACAUUGCCCUAUUUUCUUGCAUUUUUUACUAUUAUCUUACAUAUUUCUUGUUUUUCAGUUUAUUUUCCCCACUUUUUCCCAACUUAUGUUCAAAAUUUGCCCAACUUAUCGACAUUUCAAUUUUUCUGGGGGGGGGGGAGCUGUCCCCCGCCUCGUACGCCUAUGUUUACAACAUAGCCAUAGGAAAAUUGAAUUAUAAAAAAAAACAUACACUUUAUGCAUGUGUCAGUCAACAAAAAAGGUUUUGACAAUACCAAUAAUUACAAUACUUUUUAACAAUAAGUUUAAGGUCAAUGGUUUUUGAUUCGCUAAAAUACCAUGUUUUCUUGUAUAGAAUCACUAGUUAGACAUAUUUAGUAGGGUCCUUGUUACAAAAUUCAAUUUUUUGUACAAUAUUUUUUUUGCAAUUUUUCCUAGAAACGCGAGCUGCACCAAAUAACUCCAUUCUCUUCAAGUAUGAUUCGCCGUCGCAUAUUAUCAUUGCUUUCGAUUUUAGUGGGGACUUCUCUGUUCUUGUGUUGGAAGAUAUUUCUGAGCUAUGAUCAUGGUACAGUUCUGCAAGUUCGUCAAGAGAACGCUCGUGAAGAUGUAUCAAUUUCGCUUUUAAUAAGGAUGUCCGGCGAACGAGAAGAUCACAAGAUUCGAUUUUAUUGUAACAUGCUCAAGACAGUGGUUCUCUUUUGGCCACCGUCGCUAGGUAAAAUGGUAAUUGUGCUCGAUAAGGAGUCCGAGGAGGAUCAUAGGUUUGGAGACCAACUCAGCAAACAGACCCGUGAACACUUUCCCAGCUAUACGUUUGAAAUACGCUAUGAGCCAUUACCGAAAGAUGGAACUAUCUUAGAUUUCCCUGGUCAACGAAAACCGCCUGGCUAUAAUCGCCAGUUAUGGAGCAGUUUCUUCAUUGAUCUUUACACAAAUGACGACAUCGUAGCAUGGCUAGAUACCGACUCGCCUUUCCUGUUGCCAGUCACAAUGCCAACUAUCGUGACCGAUGGAAAAGUUAGAAUACUGGGAUCUAGUUGUACGAUGGAUAUCAAAUGGGUGAAGUCUUGGGCACAAACCACCGAAAAGGCGAUAGGGUUUCCUCAGCUGGCCGAUUUUAUGACCUAUUUCCCCGUGUACAUCUAUCGUGACACUUUCACUCGUUGCAGGGAGUACAUACUCAAGAGAUUCAAUACUGACAACUUUGAAGUAGCGUUCAAGAAAUUCUACCAUACAGGAACUGGUUUCAUCUCCCCUGUCUCCGUUGUCAUAAGCUACGCCUGGUACUUCGAAAAGGAUCGAUACAGUUGGAAUUUAGAGAUUUGCGGCGAUCUCAAUACGUACAAUAAUCGAUUGCCUGAAGGUCAUAAAAUUCAACCUGAGCAUGUAAAAGAGGUCCUAACACAGCCGCAAACCGCGUACCACGGGCCUUUAGACACCGCCGACUUUUACGCAAAAGCCAUACCGAUCACUUACUGUUUGUCGCAGGCGGCCGCUGGACGAAAAGUAGCAAUGUGCGAGAAGUAUUCAUCGUCUGACAUUAACUAUUUAUUGAACAUUUUCAAUGCCGAUAUGCAUUCGUUCAGGAGAAAAGAUCCCCAUCCGUGUACUGGAAAGAACACCAAAAGCUGUUUGGAUAUUUUGGAGCGUUACAUUGAAAAAAUCGGGGCAGAAAUUAGAACAAAUUUACGAAGACUCGAAUGGGAAGAUUUCGAGAAGGUCGACACGUUUGCCCGCGAGGCGGGUCUUACCUGCCCUGCUCAUCCUGUCUAAAAGUGCUAAAUUCUUGGAAAUUUUUUAACAUCAGCAUGAUAACGAGAAUUUAACCAACAAUGGUCAUUCUGAGAAUAGUAUUUCAGAUUCAUCGUUUCGUUUAGUUCUAGUAAUCGUCAGGAUUCCUUAUUUUAAUAUUUAUUUUAUAGCGAGAAUCAAUCCAACACUCAUUUGACGUCUGUAGUUUUUACCACUGGACCACGUGUUCAAAGUAGCCAACUUAUCAUAGCUGAACUUAUCAUAGUGAUCUUAAUUCUUUAUUCUGUGAUAUAAGACUCAGUCAAAAUGGCGGGAGCUUACAGAAAGCUUUUAAUAUUAGUCUAUUUUGGUAUUAUAUAAAACAAAUAAUGAAUGUUUUUAUUCGUGCAAUGGUAAGAAUAUUUUCAUUCGGUGAAAGAUGGAAUGUUCUAUUCAACUCGGCUGUCGCCACGUUGAAUGGAACAAUCCAUCUUUCACCUCAUGAAAAUAUUCUUACCAUUGCACGAAUAAAAACAUUCAUUAUUUGUAAUAACUAAAGUUAUUUUUAGUUCAAUGGUCUCGAUGUUUUAAAUGGAAGUUUUUCUUACAACGCCAUCUUGUAUUGAAAGUUUCAAUGAUUUUUUUGGUAACUAAUUAUGGUUUACUUCUUUGAAAAUGCAAAGAAGGAGAUCUUUCUGACACAAGAGUUUUUCACUAAAAGUAUUCUAGAUAUUAUUCCAAAAACUAUAGCACUAGCUGCACCGCCUUACUCUAACUUAGCGUAUUGUAAAGAAUAAUAUAAGACUCCUUUUAAGCUUCCACUGGUUAAGAAAAGAUGGAACAUCUUCAUAACCUGUCAGCAAAAGAUGGGACAUCUUUCUGACACAAGAGUUUUCACUAAAAGUAUUCUAGAUAUUAUUCAAAAACCUAGCGCUAUAUAUCGCUGCACGCGCCGCUUUACUCUAUAUAACUUAGCGUGAUGUAAAGAAUAACAUAGAACUUUUUUAAGCUUCCACUGGUUAAGAAAAGAUGGGAC